AUGCCAAUUAAGAAAAUGUUUGAAGCUUUUAUAAAAAAUGUAGUAUCACUUGGGAUUAACUUUCAGAGACAAUCACAUUCUAAAAAGCUCACUGUCGAAAAUGUUAAUGAUGCACUUGUAGCCUAUAAUUAUAAUCCGAUUCUUGGAUAUCGAAAUCGUAAAGGGAUAAAAUACGUCUCAGUAGGUCUUGUAGAUGGUCAAGAAGUAUAUAUACCCGAAGACAAGCAAAUUGAUCUUAAUACAUUCAUUAAUAAGCCACUUCCUCCCACUCCCAUCGAAAAAUUUUUUUCUUUUCAUUGGCAAGCAUGUUUAAAAGGUGUUCAGCCUCAAAUACCAGAAAAUAUAGCAGAACAAACCAGAGAUUCUUAUUCAGCUCCAAUUACUGUUGGCCAACUACAGAAAGCUAAAAUGACCGACCAAUCCGUUCAUAUUAUUUCAUCAAGGAAUGAUGUUGAUACAGAUUUAUACAAUACAUACAUGAACAUAUUUAAUAAGUCUCCUAGCUCUCCAGAAGUAGAUGUACUUUGCAAAAACAUGGAAAAAGACUCGGCAAUUUCACCAAUCUUGCCUUAUAUUAUGCAUGAAUUAUCCUCAGACUAUACACAACACCAAGACUUGAUUUUAAGAAUUAAAAUAGCAGAAGCUCUUAUUCAAAAUAAUUUUAUUCCAAUUGAAAAUUACUUAAUUAGCCUUAUUAAUCUAGCAAUUACAGGAAUUAAUGAGACAUCCUGUGAAUUCAUACCAAUUAAAGACCUCGCAGCUAAAUUUUUGGAUAAUUUGAUCAUAAAAUUCACUCCUCAGUUUCCAACAUUACGCCAGCGAUUGGCCGACCAUUUCUCUACAAUUUUCCUUGAUAAGAUACAAUUGAACAUCGGCAGAAAGGUCGGUUCUGCGAUCGCUCUUUCGUAUAUUGGACAAGAGAUAGUGAAAGACGUAAUUUUACCGAAAAUUCCAGAGUUACUAGCAAGAAUCUACCAGAGGAGAACAGUGGCCAACGAAUUGGCCGAUAUAUCAAAACUUAAGUCAAUAUUAUUGAAGUUAUCCGGAGAAUGCUUUAACAGAGAUACGUAUGAUGCAAUACAGAAGACGGGAUCACCUCGUCUGCCCCCAGAAAUAGCUGAAUUGUAUAAUAAUUUGGCAACAUAUUUCGGAUUGGAUCUUUUUAUCUAUUCUGCAAGAUGA
Molecule: messenger RNA, 1182 nt
Organism: Trichomonas vaginalis G3
Lineage: Eukaryota; Parabasalia; Trichomonadida; Trichomonadidae
Product: transcription initiation factor TFIID subunit 6 (TAF6)
Exons: 2
Coding region: 1-1182 (393 amino acids)
Biological process (GO): transcription initiation at RNA polymerase II promoter; RNA polymerase II preinitiation complex assembly
Cellular component (GO): SAGA complex; transcription factor TFIID complex; SLIK (SAGA-like) complex
Molecular function (GO): transcription coactivator activity; RNA polymerase II general transcription initiation factor activity
Source: RefSeq, a predicted model, not a curated record